AUGCAAAGCAAAGAAGCUAAAGAGAAGGUUGACUUGGCAGUUGCGAAGUGGAUGAUUGAUGCUUCCAUCCCCUUCAAUGCAUCAAUCUCUGCAUAUUAUCAAACAAUGUUUGAUGUUGCUUGUUCUUUUGGAGCUGAUUACAAAGCGCCUAAUUUCUAUGCUUUGUGUGGCUAUUUAUUGACAAAAAAUGUUAAGCAAGUUAAGAAUUUUGUUAAUAGCUUUCAUACAACUUGGAAAGAAACUGGAUUUGAUGCCUCGGAUGCUUCUAAGACUGCAGAGAUGUUGUAUAAGCUGUUUAGAGAAGUGGUUUUAUUUGUUGGGGUGAAAAAUGUGGUACACUUCGUCACUGACAAUGCUGCCAAUUAUGUUGCUGCUGGAAGAUUAUUAGAAAGGGAAUUUCCAACACUUUAUUGGUCUUCAUGUGCUGCUCAUUGCCUAAAUUUGAUGUUGCAUGAUAUGGGCAAGUUAGAUGGGCAUAGGCACGCAACAUCAGGACUUUUGGAUGUGAUUGAGAGAUAUUCUUAUGCAAAUCCUGAUUUGAUGAGUAAUUUGAUCGGAGAGAUGAGAUUAUUUCGUAAAGCUAAAGGUGAUUUUGGUAGAGUUUCUGCUAUACGAGAUCGUGAUGUCAUGCUUCCAGAUGAAUGGUGGACAUGUUAUGGUAGCACUGCACCUAAUUUGCAAAAACUAGCUAUACGUGUUCUAAGCCAAACUUGCAGUGCUUCUGGCUGUGAAAGGAAAUGGAAUUUAUUUGAGCAUAUCCACUCAAAGAAGAGAAAUAGAUUGGAGCAUCAAAGACUAAAUGAUUUGGUUUAUGUACACUACAAUUUAAGAUUAAAUCAAAGAAAUGCAAGGGGUAGAAAUUAUGAUCCUAUUGAUUUUGAGGACUUCAGCGCCAGUGAAACUUGGAUUUUGGAUGAUGAACCUUCACAGUUAACUUCAGCUGAAUUAGAAAGUUUUAAGAAUGAAAUAGCUACAUUUGCUAUCAGCCGACAAAGUGAUGAAACUCUAAAUUUGGAUAAUUUGGACACUGGAGAUGAAGAUGAGACCAAUAAUGAAGAGAAUGUUGAAAGAAAUGAUCUUAACGCCGGCUGUGAUGUAAACGAACUUGGUGGUACUGAAUUUGGCAGAAGUUGGGAACCAUGGGCAUAA
Molecule: messenger RNA, 1149 nt
Organism: Coffea eugenioides
Lineage: Eukaryota; Viridiplantae; Streptophyta; Magnoliopsida; Gentianales; Rubiaceae
Exons: 6
Coding region: 1-1149 (382 amino acids)
Molecular function (GO): protein dimerization activity
Source: RefSeq, a predicted model, not a curated record